Messenger RNA from Lachnellula hyalina, 1869 nucleotides. It is a transcript of the gene 93G11.130, whose product is annotated as putative methionine--tRNA ligase, mitochondrial. NCBI's taxonomy places the organism in Eukaryota, Fungi, Ascomycota, Leotiomycetes, Helotiales, Lachnaceae. Gene Ontology annotation, molecular function: ATP binding; methionine-tRNA ligase activity. The annotation marks the transcript as partial. The record is from RefSeq and is a predicted model, not a curated record. The transcript has 3 exons. Gene Ontology annotation, biological process: methionyl-tRNA aminoacylation.
CACACUAGGACGCGUCUGAUAUCAACUAUGAGUAUUCGUAGUUUACCCUCAAACUUUCGAGGCCAAUUGCGGCCCAGGGUGACGAACUGGUGGAGAGGACCUUUGAUAUGCAAUUCCUGCAGCACAAAAAACCCUUUAAGAGCAUCAUUUUCCAGUUCUCCGCGCGCUUUGGAAAAGCCAUAUUACAUCACCUCCCCGAUUUUCUAUGUUAAUGCCGCCCCUCAUGUCGGACACCUCUACACAAUGGUCCUCUCGGACAUCCUCAAACGUUGGCAGGUCUUGCAAGGGAAGAAGGCCAUUUUAUGUACCGGUACCGACGAACACGGAAUGAAAAUCCAACAGGCGGCAGCCAAAGCCAAUAUUCCACCGAAAGAGUUCUGCGAUUUAACAUCACAGAGGUUCUUGGAUUUAGCGGAACGAGCGAAUCUGUCCUAUGACCAUUUUGUGAGGACCUCGGAUGAGGAUCACAAGGAAGCGGUGCAGUACUUUUGGUACAUGUUGAAGGCUAGGGGAUACAUAUAUGAGUCGAAACAUCAAGGGUGGUAUUGCGUCAGUGACGAGACGUAUUAUCCAGAAUCUGUGAUUGAGAAACGACUAGAUCCACAGACGGGGAAGACCUUUAUGGCGUCCCAGGAGACUGGUAAAGAGGUGGAAUGGACCUCUGAAUCAAAUUACCAUUUUCGAUUAUCUGCCUUUAAGGACCGUCUGCUUGAGUUCUACAAGGAAAAUCCGGAAUUUUUAGAGCCUGCGACCCGAAUGAAUGAUGUUGUCCAAUGGGUCUCGGCUGGCUUGGAAGAUCUUUCUGUAUCUCGUCCCGUGGAAAGACUGAGCUGGGGAAUACGGGUACCUGAUGAUCCCAGCCAAACUAUUUACGUCUGGCUUGAUGCCCUCGUCAGCUAUAUUACCAAAGCGGGAUAUCCAUGGACGCCAGGAAAGGGGUCAGCGGGAGGAUGGCCAGCAGAUGUGCACGUUAUUGGGAAAGACAUCGUUCGAUUUCAUUGCAUAUACUGGCCAGCUUUUCUCCUCGCGUUGGACAUACCACUACCAAAGAAGAUUCUCGCCCAUGCUCACUGGACUUUGGGGAAUCAAAAGAUGGCUAAAUCUACUGGCAACGUGGUCAAUCCACUCUUCGCUAUAGAUCGGUUCGGAAUCGACGUGAUGAGGUAUUAUCUUGCGCACGACGGUGGCAUCAAAAAUGACUCGGAUUACGGGAAUCAUUUGAUUGUGAAGAGAUACAAGAAGGGGCUGCAGGGAGGUAUUGGCAAUCUUGUGAGUAGAAUCACAAGGCCCAAGAUCUGGAGUGUAAAGCAAGCGGUUGAGGCAGCCAGAGAUGGAACACUACGCAGAGGCGCAAAAUACACCAAGGAGCAGGCUGCCAUGUUGAGUGAUCUUGCCAGGCUUGUCAAUAUCAAAAUGGAGCAGCUGGAUCCUGGAGCAGCAUUGCAGCUUAUUAUGGAUGCUGUUUACUUCACGAACAAAUACCUUCAAAACUGUGCACCUUGGGCACUUGCGAAGAGUCAGGAUAUAAAACCACAAAAUUUCGUUGCCGAGAAUGAAAGUAGGGCCGUCAGAGGUUCUCCAAUGUUAGUCGACAAAUAUCAAGAGCUGCAAGAAGCAGACAAGAACGCGCGCAAAAUAGAACGCACCAUCUUCCACUGCGCAGAAGCUAUCCGCAUCGUCGGCAUCCUUCUCCAGCCAUACAUGCCGACGAAAGCCGCACAACUUCUUGAUAUGAUGGGCGUAGACGAGUCGCGACGGACUUUCGAGUAUGCUCGAUUGGACGCCGAUUAUACAUACGGGACGCCGAAGUUAUCCCCCGGCAAACAUGAUUUUGACUCGUUGUUUCCUCCGCUAAGUGUUGAGACCUGA